This is a messenger RNA of Arabidopsis lyrata subsp. lyrata, 1806 nucleotides long. RefSeq names its product F-box protein At1g30790. Bases 277 to 1608 code for a protein of 443 amino acids. The record is from RefSeq and is a predicted model, not a curated record. The transcript has a single exon. Lineage: Eukaryota; Viridiplantae; Streptophyta; Magnoliopsida; Brassicales; Brassicaceae. Gene Ontology annotation, molecular function: protein binding.
UCAUGAAAGAUUGAUUCCAUAGGUGUGGAUCAAUUGUUUUCCUUGAAGACCCACCCCAGACCUGCAAUUCUGGUAUCUGCAUCGGUGUUCCACAUCAUGUGGUACGAAUUGUUGAGGAUUCAUUCAAGUUUUUAGGUUUCUUCUAUAAAAAAAAAAAAAGGAAAGUCCUUGCAUAAAGAAAAAGGAAACUCUCCUUUGUGAGUAUAUAGAAUAAACCUAGAUCCUUUCCUUUGUGCCUCUUCGCGAUUCGAAUUCAGAGUUUCCUCGGGAGCCGCCAUGAAACGCAGGGACGAUAAGAAGGGCAGGUUGUGCAGCAUCUCAAUCCCAAGUAAGUUAGAUCCGAUACCUUUUGUUCUGAAGAUGGUUUUAGCGACUGCCAAGUUUCUGAACAAGACCCCCCAAAAGAAACAUCUUUGCCGCGAGGAGAGAGAUAUUAACAAGUACGAUGAGAAAGACACAAGCCCAAGUAAGGUAGAUUCGAUCCCUCUUGAUUUGGAGGUUGAGAUACUGACUAGAUUGCCGGCAAAGUCUCUUAUCAAGUUCCAAUGUGUGUCCAAGACGUGGUCUUCCAUCAUCCGAAGCCAAAGAUUCAUCGAUUCCUACUACGCUCUGUCCUCCACUAUGCGAUCGGAUCGGUUUAUAAUCGCUUUCAGUAAUGGUGAAUCAGCCAAGAGGGAGGACAAGCGUUUGUUCAUCUUCUCGUCUUCAUACGAGGGACAUGAAUCUUCUUCUUCUUUGGUAACCAAUCUCGAUAUGACAAUACCUUCCGUGACCGUCAUUUGCUUCUCCACCUGUGCUUCUGUCCAUGGCUUAAUCGGGUCUACUAGGAGUGGUCCGUUCCUUGUCUGUAACCCUUGCACAGGGAAAGUCACUAUGUUACCCUGUAGCGGAGCACACACAUCCUUCGGAUACGAUCCUGUUGAUGGUCAAUUCAAAGCAUUGACCCAGGUGUCCCCUUAUUCUUACCAGGAACCUGAUUUUCUAGUGCACGAGGUUUUAACACUUGGAGGAGGAGAAUCUUCAUGGAUAGUCAAAAAGGUUACCACCCCGGUUUACUAUACUGCAACCAGAAAACUAUGCAUCAAUGGUUUCGUGUAUUUUGGUGCGUGGACCCCAAGAAGUAGAAUUGAUCCGGUGAUUGUGUGUUUUGAUGUUAGAUAUGAGAGGCUAAGUUUUAUCAAAGCGCCUAUGGAUGUUGUUUGCUUGGAGGGUGAUUCAAUUUUGAUAGAAUACAAAGGGAAGUUUGCUUCCAUUGUAAGACACCCUUAUGCUGAUUUCCAUAGUUUUGAUUUAUGGAUACUAGAGGAUGUGAAGACACAUGAUUGGUCCAAGCAAACAUUUCAGCUUCCCUUCUCUUUGGGGUUGGGUACAAAAAUGACUUCCCCGGGAAUCAACAAAGCUGGUGAAAUCAUUUUUGCCCCAAAAACUCUGUCGCGAGAUGUUCAACCCUUCUACAUUUUCUACUACAAUGUAGAAAGAAAAGACAUGAGAAAAGUUAUGCUCAAAGGAAUUGCAGACGAUGAACAGUUUAGGCGUCGAUAUGGACUUGCUGGGAACUGUUACGUCCACAUCUCACCCGAACAUGUUGAAAGUAUUGCCUCUUUAUAAUGUGUUUUAUGUAUGUCUUGAAGGAUCCUAAUGUAAGAGCUUGACCAACUUUGCUUUUUCCCUGUUCUUUUAAUUAAUAUUUAAGCGUUGGCUUUUUAGCACUAAGCAAACUAGGUUAUGUUAGGACUGAUGGUUUGCAUUUGCUGACGUGUGUAUUUUUAGUGAUACUCAUAUCUUCAGUGUUUUUGUUUUCUUUUC